This is a messenger RNA of Mycena indigotica, 2919 nucleotides long. Its product is annotated as DH domain-containing protein. Lineage: Eukaryota; Fungi; Basidiomycota; Agaricomycetes; Agaricales; Mycenaceae. The record is from RefSeq and is a predicted model, not a curated record. Bases 13 to 2919 code for a protein of 968 amino acids. The transcript is spliced from 2 exons. Gene Ontology annotation, molecular function: guanyl-nucleotide exchange factor activity.
UCCCUAACGCCCAUGGAGGCUCCGCCUCCGCCUCCUCCCCCGCGUUCCCCACUACGACCCCCACCCACAGCAAGUACCACAACGAUAGAGACUGUACUUCAGAGCACGGCAACAACACCAGAGCCAACGCUUUCCAAGCGACAGCAUGCUCUCCACGAGCUCCUUUCGAGCGAACGAGCCUAUGCUUCAGACCUUACUCUUAUCCUUGAGGUCCACAUACCUCUUGCCCAGGGCCCCAUGACGCCAGACGACAUCAAAAUAAUAUUUGGGAACAUUGGGGAACUCGCCGAGCUGUCAGAUGCUUUCUGUGAGGCUCUAGAACGAACGAUGGGGAGUGCAUUAGAAAAGGCCGAUGCCACCGACGACCGGAUAGGCGAGCUUUUCCUCCGUUAUGCUCCAGAGGUCGAAGGACCCUACAAGCAGUACAUCACGCGACAUCCCUCCGCGCUUGCCCAUCUCACUGCCCUCCCAACCACGCCCGAACUCACCGCCUACCAUGCCAAGACGCGUGACCUCGCAUCGUCACUCUCCCAUGCCUGGGACUUGGCGUCCCUGUUAAUCAAACCGGUGCAAAGGCUGCUCAAGUACUCGUUACUUCUUGGGGCCAUAAUCGACGCCACACAGCCCACCCACCCAGACCGACCACAUCUCGUUAAUGCACGGACUAAAAUCGAGGAAGUAGCCCAUGCCGUUAACGAAGGCCGGCGAAGAGCAGAGGUAGUUAAAGAGGUUUUGAACGCGCCGAAAAAGCCGCCCACUGUCCUCCGUAUUAAAUCCUUCCGGGCCCCAGCAGACGUCAACUCAGAGGCCGCUCGUGUUGACCGAAUGGCUAGUGAGCUGGCCAGAAUUGACGUGUUUGCUCAGCAAUUGUCACGAGGUGCCCAGGAAUGGGCCAGAGCGGCAGACGCGUCAACUCAUGCUUUACUCACUUGGGCUCGAGCGUUUGCUGCCGCAAUCGGGCUUUCUUCUACCGUCCGCUCCGAAGCAUUCGAUGCGUUUCUUACCACACUUGUGGAAGGCCUCGUCCCAGUCGCAGCCGGUCUCCUUCCCAAGAUUGCAUCCGACCUUCUCGCUCCGUUAGCUCGUCUGCUUGCUACUACUACCCAACCGCGACAGCUUCUUGCCAGCAUGAACGAAAAUGCCCCCCUUCAUCACCAUCUGUUGACCAUGACAGUUUCCGCCAAAAACCGGCCACCACCGGCAUUGAUGGAAGCCUCUGCGCGUUAUCUUGCGCUGAGAACCCAACUCGCAGCUGAGUUUCCAGAAUACCUAACUUUGCUCCAUCGCGGGCUCGCUGCGUUGGUUAGGCGCCUCGCUGCUGUUCAAGCUGCCUUCUUUUUCGACUCUCGGGAAGUUUGGGCUGGGCUGUGGGACAUGUUACGAGUCGAGGGCGAGCGGAAUGGGGGUGGCGAAGAAACCGUCGCUGUUUGGACAUCACGAUGGGGAGACGUUGAUCAGGGUAUCCAAACUCUCAAAAUUUGCCAACCUCUUACGAGCGGACGACUCUCCAUCCCACAAACCGUGGUUGUGGCUCCUCCGCCGCCUCCACCACCUCCUGGAGCCUUAUCGCCCGCUGCGGCUUAUGCACGUGCCCACGCUUAUGCCGAGCCGAUCAAUACUGACUUUGGGACAACCACCGUUGGGAGUAUCGGCAGUAAUACUCUAUUCGAAAGCCCAACAUAUGUGAAUGGCCACCAGCCGCCCUCGCCACAUUACGAACGGAAGUCUUCUGGUUCGGCAAGCUUCCACAGCGGGAGCAGCACGAAAGCGCCGUCCCAUGUGUCGAAUGCUCUUGCGUCUUUGGAGCCUGCUAAUCGGCGGAGUGCCCCAGCAUCGUCAUCCUCUGCUGCGGGCGCGUUCAUGCAAGCGUCGCAUAAUGUCUUCUCGCCACAAAUGGUCAGUGGGCCAUAUCCGCUGUCGCCGAGCCAUGGGCGGCCUAGAGGUGGUAGCGAUGCAACUAAUAAUGGCUGGACGGGGUUCCCUGGGUGGAAUGCCCCGACGACAAGAGGGAAAAGUCCGGGGCGGGUUGUGGGGAAUGGCGCGAUCAAAGCCAAUGCGAAGGUCAAGCGGAGCAACAGUCCGACGCCGACAUCAGCUACGGCGAAGACCGCACGAGAAGGCGGUGCUGAGUUGGGGGAGUUUGUGUCUGAUUUGGGGUGGGAUUAUGGCGGGAUGAUUCUGCCGCCGAAGAAGAUGAAAGAUGUGGAAAGGGAGGAAGAAAAGGCGAGAGAAAAGGCGAAGGAGAAAGAAAAGAGAAAGGAAAAGAAAGAGGAGGAGGAACGGGAGAAGGCGAGGAAAAAGGAGGAGAAGUCAAAGCAGAAGAAAUCAAAUGACGUGAGCUCGCGUUUGGCUUUGUUGGAGGGAGGAGGAUAUGGGACCCGCGAUGAAUCGCGGAAAAAGCCAGAGAAAGACAAGGGCAUGAUCAGGCGAGCGAGCGACCUUACCCAUGGCAAUUCGAGUUCAGGGAAAAGUCGCACGUCGUCUGCAACACGCCCAUCGUCAAGGAAUAGGCCGCCUUCAGUCGACUCAUUCAUACCAUAUUCGGCUCCACGACCUGCCCCAUUACCGCCCGGAACUGCUAGAGGUCGGUCCAGGGCGCCUUCCCCUGAUCAGCAUCUCGACGAUGAUGACUUCAGAGCGCGUCACUCAACGUGGCUCGCAGCCCCAGUCCAAUACUCUUGUCGGGUGGUCCACCCAUGUACCCCGCCAUCAGCCGUCUCGUAUUUCGGCUUUCCAUUCUUUGCCUUGGAGGAACAUGCGAUCCUGGGAGUGCUGCACGAAGCUGGCCAUCCUAGCACACAUCCGAGAUUACCGCUCUAUGUCGACGACGGGGCAGACUGUCUGCUGCUCUGCCGCGACUCUGCGAACGAAAUCGGCUGGGCAUUGGCCAGCUUUCUUGCGCCGCUCGCUGCCGACUGA